CCUUAGAAGUAAGCUCUGGUAACACCGAAAAAGUACGUUUUUCCAAAACACUUGGCGGAUAACACUUAACAAUGUUUUUAAAUGAUAUUGGCCAGCCUUUAAUUCUUCAGAGAGGUGAAAAAUACGGCAUAUUCGAUGAGCACAGCGGAGCCCUGCUCCUAUCAACAGCCGCCUUCAACGAUCCCGUGGUUCCCCAAAACUGGUGCAAAUACGUGGUAGGAUCUGAGCAGGAGGUCCUACGGCUAUUCAUUUCCAGCUUCCCAGAGAAGUGUAAAUCCAAAACCCUCAAACCAAAUGAACCCACUCAAAUAGUGUACAAUCAAACCGAGAUCACUAUAACUUUGAUACCAGCGGGGAAGAACGAAAAUGGCUUGGAGUCGCGCCUCUUUUAUAUAGACAAUGGCCAGGCGAGAUAUCUGAUUGUGGACCGCCUGUCCGGCUAUCUGGACUCCUUGCCCAAGGCCCAUGGAUCCUUUCACGUUGGCCUCGGUCAAGGAAUCGAUGUUCUCUACGUGGACGAAGAUCUUUUAAGCGAAACCGACUUGAACGAGGAUCUCUACAGCUUUGUGCACCUGGUAAAACCAAAGUUCAUCUAUGGCUUGCGGCAGGGUGAGCUGCCCAAGUGGCUGCUCGAUCUGCGGCAGAUUUGAGAUGAAUGCAGAAAGUAAAAGCCAGCAAGUGUACAGUACAAAAUGAUGCAUUUAAAACAAGAGACCUGCUAACAGUCAAAUAAAUCUAGCUAAGACCUACUA
Messenger RNA from Drosophila biarmipes, 752 nucleotides. RefSeq lists its product as uncharacterized. The transcript has 3 exons. The coding region runs from base 72 to 650 and encodes 192 amino acids. NCBI's taxonomy places the organism in Eukaryota, Metazoa, Arthropoda, Insecta, Diptera, Drosophilidae. The record is from RefSeq and is a predicted model, not a curated record.